GUUUGCGGUAGGUUGGAUGUUCAAAAAGAGAUAUUUAGGCAACUUUUAUUUUAAAUGCAAGCGUGAUGCGUUCAGAUGCAAAAUCAAAAGCAGAUGUCUUUUGAAAGAUGAUUAAUCCUCCAAAAAUGACAAUGAAACAGCGAGUGUGGUAAAAGCCGCAUUGAUUGCAUUACAAUGUGUGCAGCAGUCAGCGCUUCAUCUGAGCCUCAGUCUGGCGCACACGGACUCUCAGCGCAUCUGUCGAGCCUCCGAUGGCAAGCCAAAUAACCCACGGCAAAUAAAUGGUGAGGUCUGAUACGUCUUUGCUGAGGGCAGUUAUUUGGACGGCGACGUCGCAAAGAUGGUGCGCGCAGUGUGUGGCAGUCUGCGGAAAGAAGGAAACCUCGCAGGGCUGCUUCUGCUCGCGCUCGCGGGGUUCGGGCUCUGGAUGCAUGAAGUCACGGCUCUGCCUGCCUGGAGAUUUGAGGAAGAAGCUCUCAUGUCUGGUGUUUUAAUCAUUGGAAUUCAUAAAGACGCCCGCUCCCAUGUGCUUCAGCUUUCCAGAAACAAACGCUACACGCUCACUCCAGAGAAACUGAAGUGGGACAAAUUCAAACUGACUUACAAACUGCUGUCAUUUCCCAGGAAUCUUCUGAAUGCCAGUGACACAAGGAGAGGCAUGGCCAAGGCCUUCUCUAUGUGGAGCGAUGUCUCGCCCUUCAGUUUUCGUGAGGUCCCAUCUGAUCAAGAAGCCGACAUCAAAAUCGGCUUCUACUCUUUAAACCACACCGACUGUCUGCAGUCCUACCUGCACCACUGUUUCGACGGCAUCACCGGAGAACUGGCCCACGCCUUCUUCCCUCAGACCGGAGAGAUCCACUUUGAUGACGACGAGUACUGGAUUCUGGGAAACAUGCGCUUCAGCUGGAAUAAAGGAGUGUGGCUGACAGAUCUAGUUCACGUGGCGGCUCAUGAGAUCGGUCAUGUACUGGGUUUGAUGCAUUCCCAGAAUCGCAAGGCUUUAAUGCACCUCAACGCCACACUGACAGGCCGCAAACUCAUCACUCAAGAUGAGGUUUGGGGCUUACAUCGACUCUAUGGAUGCUUGGAUCGAUUAUUUAUCUGUCCUGCUUGGGCAAGAAAGGGCUAUUGUGACAGCAAGAGGAUACUCAUGCAGAAACACUGUCCUUCCAGCUGUGACUUCUGUUAUGAAUUCCCAUUUCCCACUGCCCCGCCAACCCCAACUCCCCCACGAACAAAACACAAGUUUGUUGUGGAGGGAAAGAACCUCACCUUCCGCUGUGGUAAGAAGAUAGCAGCCAAGAAGGGCAAAAUCUAUUGGUAUAAAGAUGGUGAGCUUCUGGAAUUUUCUCAUCCCGGCUACAUUUCCCUGAAAGAUGACCACAUCACUAUUGUGGCAAAUGCCAUCAAUGAGGGCACAUACACCUGCAUUGUGAGGAAGAAGAACAAGGUGCUGACCACGUACUCUUGGAGGGUACGAGUGCGCUUCUGAGCACCUGACAUACUCCUAGAGCAUGAAUUAUAUCCAGACCGUUUGCUCAGACCAGAUCCAGACCAGCAUCCUCUCAUGCUUGUUUCCUGAUUGGAAGAGAAGGCUCUGACAUCACACGUCUCAGGAUAGCUACAGCAUGGAGGAAACGACGGGAUCAGGGUUAAAGUUCACCUCAGUACUGUGGAACAUCACUCACUUGGGCACACAUUCAUGUCAGUUCAUACACACACAUUGCCAAAUGGUUUAAUAUCAUGGUUUUUACUUGUGUGUGUUGUAAAUACAUUUCUUAUUUGCCAAAUAAAACAAUUUAUUCUGUCAUUUG
This is a messenger RNA of Cyprinus carpio (common carp), 1814 nucleotides long. RefSeq names its product matrix metalloproteinase-23-like. Gene Ontology annotation, biological process: proteolysis; collagen catabolic process; extracellular matrix organization. Gene Ontology annotation, molecular function: metalloendopeptidase activity; zinc ion binding. Lineage: Eukaryota; Metazoa; Chordata; Actinopteri; Cypriniformes; Cyprinidae. Gene Ontology annotation, cellular component: extracellular matrix. The record is from RefSeq and is a predicted model, not a curated record.